AUGAAUACCAAAACAUGGCUUGCCGUUUAUGCAAUUCUAAUUGUCCUAAUUUUUGGACAUGUCCAAGUGACAAAAGCUGCGACUUGCGACGUAUCACGGCUGACUCCAUGUGCCCCGGCUAUAGCGUCUAAUAGCACGCCAAGCACUGAUUGUUGUGCCAGGUUAAAGGAACAGCAGCCUUGUCUCUGCCAGUACUUGAAGAACCCUCUCCUCCAAACUUACAUCAAUUCCCCUGGUGCCAAAACAGUUGCCGCCGCUUGUAAAACCACCAAGCCGAAAUGCUAA
Molecule: messenger RNA, 285 nt
Organism: Striga hermonthica
Lineage: Eukaryota; Viridiplantae; Streptophyta; Magnoliopsida; Lamiales; Orobanchaceae
Source: the annotation of a GenBank genome assembly